GGCGAUGUUUCUACUGUGACGUAUAAUCUAGUGGACGGAACGCUUCUUCAACAACUGCAGCCACCUCGGUAGCUCGCUAGACAACAAAGUCGGAACAUUCAAGUUCUUUAGACAAUUUCCUGGUUUAAUUUGCAACUAUGUUUUAAACAAACUUCUGUGUGAAAGAACUAGUUAUCCCAUUUAAUUUCGUAUUGACGUUGUUGCUGUUAGCUGUCUGGUUAAGUUAACACUAGUCUAGUCGCUAAUGCUAAUGAGCUAACAUCCCCGACCAUGAGUUUACUAAGCUACACUGAGAAUUGCUUGACGGAGAAAGGAAAUCUCAUGGGAGAGGAGACUGUUACCGUCAAGAAAGAAGUAGAAGGUGAGGCUGUUACAGUGAAAGAAGAAGGGGAAGAGGCUUUCAGCGUGAAAGAGGAGGAGGAUGUUACAAUGAAGGAAGAGGAAGAUACAGUUUUUGUAAUGAAGGAGGAGGAUGGGGAGAUGACUGUCACAGUGAAAGAGGAGGAAGACGUUUUUGGAGUGAAGGAGGAAGAGGGGGAGAUUACUGUCACAUUGGAGGAGGACGAAGAAGAGAAGACUGGAGAACUGAUUAACACCAGUAAAAACAGAAAGAGACCAGCCUCUCACUCUGACAGCAGGAAGAGUCCUUCAGGGGGACCAGGCCCAGAGACUCCCAAACCAGCGAGACGACAUCACUGCUCCCUGUGUAAAAUGAGUUUUAAGUGGUCAUGGAAGCUGAAAGAGCAUAAAAGGACACACGUAGGAGAAAAGCCAUUCCAAUGCUCCCAGUGUGGAAAGAGUUUUACUUUGUUAGGGAGCCUGAACAAACAUAAGAGAAUACACACAGGAGAAAAGCCUUAUCACUGCUCCCAAUGUGGAAAUAAUUUUAUGUGGUUAGGGAGCCUGAACAAACAUAAGCGAAUACACUCGGGAGAGAAGCCUUUCCCCUGUUCCCAUUGUGGAAAGAAUUUUAGGUUGUUAGAUACCCUGAAGGAGCACGAGAGGACACACACAGGGGAAAAACCUUACCAUUGCUCCCAGUGUGGAAAUAGUUUUUCCCAGUUAGGGAACCUAAACAAACACAAAAAAAUACACUCCGGAGAGAAACCGUACCCCUGUUCCCAUUGUGGAAAGAAUUUUAGGUUGUUAGAUAAUCUGAAAGAGCAUGAGAGAACACACACAGGGGAGAAACCUUACCAAUGCUCCCAGUGUGGAAAGGAUUUUACCCAGUUAGGAAACCUAAAAAAGCAUGAGAUAAUCCACUCUAGAGAUAAGCCUUACCACUGCGCCCAUUGUGAAAAGAGAUUUACCCAGUUAGGGAGCCUGAACAAACAUAAGAGAAUACACUCUGGAGAGAAGCCUUACCCUUGUUCCCAUUGUGGGAAGAAUUUUAGGUUGUUAGAUAAUCUGAAGGAGCAUGAGAGGACACACACAGGGGAGAAACCUUACCAUUGCGCCCAGUGUGGAAAGGAUUUUACCAAGUUAGGGAACCUAAAAGAGCAUGAGAGGACACACACAGGGGAGAAGCCUUAUCACUGCUCCCAUUGUGGAAAGAGUUUUAUCCAGCUAGGGAACCUGAAUAAACAUAAGAGAAUACACUCUGGAGAGAAGCCUUACCCCUGUUCCCAGUGUGGAAAGAGUUUUACCCAGUUGGGGAACUUAAACAAACAUAAGAGAAUACACUCUGCAGAGAAGCCUUAACAUUGUUCCAAGUUAGGGAACCUGAAAAGGCAUGAGAACAUAAACACAGUUUGGUUAGAGUUUUAGUUCGGGAACCUAAUUGUGGAAAGACAUUUUCCCGGACAGAGAAUCUGAAAUCACAUGAGAGCAUAGACAAGACUAGUGUUCUGACUUAUGUUUUUGAGUGUUGUUUUUAUCAAAUCCCCCCCCCCCCCCCCCCCUCCCCCUAAAUAGUCCUACUUUAGUUUUUUCCUCUUGAGACAUGAUUACAAUUACAAUAAAGUUACAAUUUAAAAUGUGUAUUUUAUUUUUAUUUUUAUUUUGGAUUGAUUGAAUAGAAAUAUGAACCCUCAGAUGUUAAUGAUAUGAUUUGGAAAGUUGUCAAAUGUAAUUAUUAAAUGGAGGAAUAUAAAACGUAUCUGUAAGCCACCAUUUUCCAUUUUAAAACAGGUUCUCUGGCAGAAAAUGCGUAUCAGCUAAUUACAAUCAGGGAUUUACUAGCAGGCUAAAUUGAAGCGGUUCUCAUCAGAUAACAUGGCACACGUUACAGCCCUAUGCUUGUGUUGGUUGCAGGAGCAGUACGCUGCUGUUUCCUGCUCGGCAAAUAUCUCAGAAAAAGUACAAAUGUGAGCCCACAACCCAAAUGUAUCACAUAAGAAGUAGAUGGCGUAUCUCACAAUCGAUUGUCCGUCCCGAAUUUAGUGUGUUCACUGUGACAAAGUUGAUUAUUUUCAUAGCUUUGUGAUAUUCCACACAGUUGAGACUGCAAUACUGCCAUCUGUAGGAUGAUGAGACUGCAAUACUGCCAUCUGUAGGGUGAUAAUGAGACUGCAAUACUGCCAUCUGUAGGGUGAUAAUGAGACUGCAAUACUGCCAUCUGUAGGGUGAUAAUGAGACUGCAAUACUGCCAUCUGUAGGGUGAUAAUGAGACUGCAAUAGUGCCAUCUGUAGGGUGAUAAUGAGGCUGCAAUACUGCCAUCUGUAGGGUGAUAAUGAGACUGAAAUACUGCCAUCGGUAGGAUGAUAAUGACACUGCCAUCUGUAGGAUGAUAAUGAGACUGCAAUACUGCCAUCAGUAGGAUGAUAAUGACACUGCCAUCGGUAGGAUGAUAAUGACACUGCCAUCUGUAGGAUGAUAAUGAGACUGCAAUACUGCCAUCAGUAGGAUGAUAAUGACACUGCCAUCGGUAGGAUGAUAAUGACACUGCCAUCUGUAGGAUGAUAAAUGAGACUGCCAUCUGUAGGAUGAUAAUGAGAGUUAAACCUGUAAACAUACCAUAUUCUAAACAUUGGGUUUUAGGCUGGGUUUCUGUACAGCACUUUGAGAUAUCAGCUGAUGUAAGAAGGGCUUUAUAAAUAAAUACAUUGGAUUUUAAUUCUUUCCACAAUAUGGAUAUUAGGCCAUAUCAACGUUGUCGGUCCUACAUUUAGGUGUUCCUGUAAUAUAGUCUAUUCAAUAUGGUUAUUAGGCAAUAGCACUGUGUUUGUGUUCAAGGCUGAAGAAAGAGGUAGUUCCUUAUUCAAUUCACUCUUCAGUAAAUUUAGGAUUUUAAUUUCCUGAUCAGCAUUUUGUGCCGGAGAACCUGUUUUUAAAAUGGAAACGGUUGCUUAUGAUCGAAAGCAUGGACCCAGUUUGUAUUUCUUAAUUAUAACCUUCAUGAAUUUAGUAUUUUGGUUUCAUUGAGUUAAUUUGUGCACCAGGGCUCUAUUCAGUCUUUACAGCUGAAGCGUUACAGGUUCCGCUAUAAAAAUAUAAAAGGUCAUUUCGGAUUGAGCCGACACGUGCAGGGUUUACCUUGAAUGCAUUGCCUUUACAUUUCAAUCACGCUGUAAAGCUGAACUUGGGCCUAGUGGAUUCAAUAGAGCCCUUAGUCUUCAAGCUAAAGUUGUAUAAAAAUGUGAUAACGUAGUUCUGAUAACGAUAAGUUGCUGACAAAAAAAACUAUUUCCUAGCUACUUCAUGAAUGUUUCCCAUCGGUAUUAUUAAACCAUUUCCCAGCUACUUCAUGAAUGUUCCCAUCGGUAUUAUUAAACCAUUUCCCAGCUACUUCAUGAAUGUUCCCAUCGGUAUUAUUAAAACAUUUCCUAGCUACUU
Oncorhynchus mykiss (rainbow trout) is the source of this 3775-nucleotide messenger RNA. The record is from RefSeq and is a predicted model, not a curated record. Lineage: Eukaryota; Metazoa; Chordata; Actinopteri; Salmoniformes; Salmonidae.